Messenger RNA from Cimex lectularius (bed bug), 6311 nucleotides. RefSeq names its product PHD and RING finger domain-containing protein 1. The record is from RefSeq and is a predicted model, not a curated record. Lineage: Eukaryota; Metazoa; Arthropoda; Insecta; Hemiptera; Cimicidae. The transcript has 21 exons. The coding region runs from base 890 to 5581 and encodes 1563 amino acids.
CUGUUUAACAGGUUUACGGAUUAUUUUGAGGUCGUUGUCCAGUUCGUAGGGGCACAUCGAUUUCGAUAUUCUCUUCUCGUUAUAACUUAAUAUCGCCCACUUAAUAUUAUAAUUCGCCGGUUCGGGCAUCCGUAGAUAUAUUUAGUAAAAUCUGUAAAAUAAAUAAAAAUCUACGGUCGAGUGCCAUCGGUCCGAUUUGUACCGGCGUCGUUCAACAUCCGUAAAACAACGCCAAGUCGGUCUCGCGUUGUAACUUUUCCCCGAUCAAGUUAUAUCGUGGAGAUUGGAAGCCAUUUUACCCAAACCGAGUUAUAAUUCGGAUGCCCAAAUAGAUGACUUGUUCCGUCGUUGGUUUUAAAUUUAAUUCUGCAGUUAUUUCGAUUUCUGCAAAGACGCCUUCUCCAGGAAUCCCUACUUCAGACGGAAUGUGGAAUGUCAGCUUAGAAUGAAUAUUCAGUGAAUUUUAAACCCUGGAAGUCAUGUUGAGUGAUUCGAAUGACACGGAUUCCAGUAGCCCUUUGUGUAAACGCAAAAAGAUAAGAAGAAUCGUGGGAUUUAGGGUCAAUCACAAAGCCAUUGACUUAACAUUCAUGGCAUAGACGUCUUGAGGGUCAAGUUGAAGUGUAUGAAAUUCCAAUUUUUUGUUACUAAAAUUGAUCGACUUAGCAAUAAAUAACAUUGUGUGCUUUCCAGCUCAUCAUUGGAAUCAAGUGGCAGUGAAAUUGGGAGGCCUACAAGAAAAAAAUGCCAUGUAAUAUUGGAUUCUGAAUCACAGAGUAGUGAUAACUUGUCUGAUUCUGAGGAUGAAGUUUUCCAAACAAAUCAGGGUUCUUCCAAAAAGAAUGGAUUGAAUGGUAGCAGUACUGAAGGUCCUAAUCACAGUAAGAAAAUGGGAAAUUUUUCUGAGGAAGAGACUAACUCAUCAGAUAAUGAUGGAGAUCGAUGCAUAAUUUGCUUUAAAAACUUAAGGCCACCAUUAGCUAAACCAUUAAAUUGCAACCAUAACUUCCAUCCUGAGUGUUUAUCAACAUGGUCUAAGACUUCAAAUACAUGCCCGAUUGACCGUGUUAAAUAUACAGCAAUUCGUGUAACAGGGGUUUCAGGUGAGCUUAUUUCACGGACAGAUGUUAAAACACCGCCUCCACAAAAUCACAAUGCCGAUUUUGAACCGGACGAUGCUACAUUUUGUGAAGUGUGCCACCAGCAUGACCGAGAACACGAGAUGCUCCUUUGUGAUCGGUGUAAUGCAGGAUACCAUAUGGACUGUCUAUCGCCACCUUUAACGCAAGUGCCAACUGGGGAUUGGUUUUGCCAGUACUGUGCCGACCUUUUCAACGAUUUUGAAAUAGAGGAUGAUGAGGUCCAUGAUAUACUGUCUAACACGAUUCUUCUCGAGAACCGCUUUCGCAGAAGACCCGAAAGGAUGCCACGACUCCCUCGGGGACCUAGGACAAGGGGUGCCCAAAGAGUUUAUAACAUUAUCAACCAAACUUCAACAUUAAAUCAGCCUUCAACAUCCUCCGGUCGCCCGGCUGCACAAAGAAAGAGGAAGUCCAGAAAACGAACAAAAACAAAAUAUAAAGUUGAGUUAAUUACUGUGGAAGAUGGUAGUACGUUGGAAGUUAAAGUUGCAGUUAAUAAUCGGAAAAGUAAAAGGGCAAAAAAGAAUCAAAGUCGCAAAAAAAAAUGUCGCAAUAAAACAUCAAAACGAGCUAGUAAGAAGCCUGUCGAACCAGUAGGAAGUUCGUUUAAUUUGCCUGUUACGCAUAACUCUUUAGAUCUGUUUGGUACCAGGCCACAGCUGGAAUAUUUUUCAGAUUGUGAUGCUGAGGAUGAACUUGAGGAAGAGUCAGGUGGAGGUUUGGGACUUCUUCGAAGAGCUCGUCUGGCUGUAAGAAGCAUGGCUGGUCGGAAACAGUUAGCGGCUCAAAUAUUCAAUACAAGACCUAGGAGAGUUAUUCAGAAAAUAACAGUAAAUACAACUCCAGUUGAUAUCGUUUCUUCAAUUCUCGACCAACAAAAUGUUUGGCACAACCCAGAUGCCGUGAUUCAUAGAAAUAGCAAUGGUGAUGUCAAGGUGAUUAUAAAAGAUCAAAAAUCAAUUCCUGUUAAAAAAUCAGCAGGAGGCCAUUCUGGUGAAUCGAGUGCCAUGAACCAAAAUCAGACACAGCCAGAAUCAACGGUAAAUGAAAAUAAUCACUCACAAUCGAAUGAAUCGAAUGUCCUUCCACCUCUUCAACCACCGCCACAACCACCAGUGAAACUUUGUGAAGAUGAUGACUUUGAUUUAUAUGCUGAUAUCGAUACAACAAGUUGUAAACUGCUGCCUCCUCCUGAACCCCCAGCAAUGUUGUUGGCUUUAGAAGAUGAUCAAGGAGGAAGCUCUCCUGAGGAAGCUAUGCUUGUCAUCGAUGAUGAAAGACAGUGUUAUGACCCAGAUGUGCCUACAUCACCUCCAGCAUCUCCAGUAGCACCAGAAAAUCAAGAGCCUACUAACAAGCAGAAUGAAGAGGACUUUAAAGCAUUGUCAAAUAACGUUGAUUUAGAACAAAUACGCCUUCCUUCACCUCCUUGCCCUCCUGAUGCAAUAAACCUCCCACCGUCCCCUGAUGUAGAUGCAAUUAACGAUUCCGACUGUCCAAAUCGGAGUUUCUAUUCAAAAGUGAGCACAGAAAUCGCUAAGGAAUCCAAUUCAGAUUUAGAUUCAUCUGACAAAGAAGAUGGUGAAGAUGCUAAAAAAGAUAUGGUGUUAGGAAAUGAUAACACUAUUAAUAAGAUCGAUGAAGAUGGUCUACUUAGCCAAAAGGAAGAUGAAGAACCGGUUAACUACGAAAAAAAUAAAACAGAAAGUAACACGUCGAAAGAUGAGGACAAUGAAAAAAUAGAUAUGGAUGAUAACACUGAGUGCAAUAACAAAGCUCGAUCUAAAGUAGGUGAUAAUCAUAAAACUGAUAUUCUUUCUGGAGAAGAAACAGUCGAUGUAGCUCCAAAUGAAGAACAAAGUGAUAAAUGUGGAAACACAAAAGAUGACAUUACUAUUUCACAAGAAAGUCUGACGACUGAAGAUAAACCUGAUAAAAUAAAUAAUGUAAGUAAAUCUAGUAGUAGUAAUAUAGAAAAGGAAACUGACGAUAUAUUGGAACUUGGUUGUGAGGAGGAUGAAAGGGAUGGACUUGUAGACAUUACUGAUGAGGAGAUCAGUACCUACGAGAGAAGUUGGGAACUUGAAGAUCACAAUAGGCCUGCUUCUGAUAAAACUGUCGGCUUGGAAGGAUUAGAAACAGAAGCGAUAUCUGAUUGUGAGUAUACUCUUGCAGAAGAGCGCCCAGAGGAAAACAAGCCUCAAAAUGAAAAUGGACCAAAGGAAGAAGGCGAGAUUGUUUUAGAAGAAAGAGUCGCAUCGGUUGCAUGGAAAAAGUUGUCCAAAGGGACUAAAGAAAGAAGCUAUAGAGAAAAAGACACAACUAAAGAAAAAUCAACUAAAAAAGAAAAGAAGAAAACUAAAGAAAAGCGUAAAGAGCUUGAAAGAUACGAUGUGAGAAAGAUUAUCAGUGAAAAACCAAAAAAACGAAAAGUAGAUGAGUUUGGUAGGGAUAUUUCAUCAAGGAGCCGGAGUCGUAGCAAUAGUAGAAGCAGGAGGAGUGUUUCUCUUGUGAAAAGACGAAAAAGUGUAGAAAAAAGGAGCCGAGGUCAUAGCAGGAACCGCAGCCAACCUAGGAGUAGAAAAAGAAGUAGAGGUAAGAGCAGCAGAAGUAGAAGUGUAAGUAAAAGAAGGAGCAGGUCACCUAGAAGAAACAAAACCAGAGCCAAAAGUAAAGAGAGGAAAAAGCGUAGACAGUCGUCUGUUAGUUGUUCUAGCUGUUCCUGUAGCAGUUGUGAAAAAGAUAAAAGGGUCGUCAGUAAGAAAGUUUCCACUUCUGAGAAAAGUAAAAACAGCACAAAAGAAAAAAGCAAAAGACGAACAAAAUACAAAUCAAGAAAUCGUUCACCGAAACGAAGACGUUACAGUUCUCCAGUGCCCUCAAAAGAAGUUUUCACUUCAGGAGAUAACAUUUUAGUGAGUGUCAAUUUCAAGUCAUCAAAAAUGAGCGAUAGUCGAAAAGAGUCAAGCACCAGACGAAGAAAGGAAGAAGAACAACCGAAAAAGAAAAAAGACAAGAGUUCUAAAGAAAAUCAGCCUUUGAGAGGUAUUGUAACUAAGACGAGUUCCUUUGGUAAAAGAAGAUUAAACACAAAACAUCUCAAACCUGUGGCAAUUAUUGAUUUGGAUCAAUCACCGUUUAGGGAGCAAACACCUUCACCAAAAGAAGUUAUAAUAUUGACUGACAGUGAUAAUGAGGAGAAACUGAAGGAGACUGAUAAAGCAAGAGAAACUAUAGUGACUGGGCCUAAAACUCCUCCUGAACCUCACAUCAAAUUUAACAUUGUAAAUGCCAAACCUCAAAUGCGAAUUUUGUCAAAUCCUCUGCUUGAUUCUACUGACCAGAAUGAUGAUGAUGAUGAAGUUGAUGAUAGGUCAAGUGAAAUAGUCCACAAAGGCCCUAAUACACCACCAGAACCUCCAAUUCCUUAUGAUCCGUUUGAACCAACCAAAUCUCGUUCACCAACACCUAUUCAAAACACUGCAGAUAGAAAUGUGUCACCCACAGUUGAUCUUGUUUCAAAUGCAAGAAUCACACCAGAACCGACACGAGUGAUUUCACCACCAAAACCUCAACACGAGGCUCCAAAAACUCCUUCUCCUCUUCGUACUCCUCCGAGUAAGCCACAAGAGGAAAUAAACUCAAUUGAAAAACCCAAACAACCACCAUUUGUUCCAUCUGUAAUGAAAGAUGAUGAUUCUGAUGAUGAUAUGGGAGGGGGCGGUGGUGGAGGUGGGGAUUCACCCUAUUCACCUGGCUCAUCUGAAGGUGAUGACUUAUUUGAGCCUCCACUCCCACAAAUAUCAACUCCAAGUAAAAUCAAAACAAGGCCAAUUCAACCAAAACACACUGUAAGUGGCAAAAUACUUGCAUUGCCCAGGAAGAAAGCUAAGCUGCCCCUUAAUAAUUCUAAAGGUAUACUUUUUAAACAUUCCGAAAGUAUAUUCCUUCCUGUAAAUAAUUUUUCAAAUUAUAAUUUGGAAAAAAUCCCAGGGUCUUCUAGCAAGAAAGAUUGUCUGAAGUUAGAUGAAGAUCAAUUAAAAAUGUUAGAUGAACUGCCUAACUCAGCUGUGGACAUGCAAGUCAAAGACAAGGCACCCAAAGUCAAUGUUUUACAAGGCACACAACAAGAUUCUCUUGGGGAGUUUUUGAAGAAGUUGAAUAGACAAGAACGAGUGGUGGAAGAAGUCAAGUUGGUCCUAAAACCACAUUAUGCCAAGAGGCAUGUUAACAAAGAAGAGUACAAAGACAUCUUGAGAAAGUCUGUACCUAAGAUAUGUCAUAGUCGAUCGGGCGAGAUCAACCCAUUGAAAAUUCAACGUUUGAUCGAGGCUUACGUUAAGAAGUACAGGCACAAGAAGAAGAGAAAGCCACCGGCUUUGAUCCAGCCUCUGCAGAACCUCAAACCAAAACCGUACGCUAAUGUUCUUUGUUUGUAGGAAUAGAAACAGUUUAGAGGGAUUUGGGUUCAAUUAAAAACAAUUUAUUUCAAAUAGUGACUAGAGGUACAAUUAUUAAAAGCAUAAGUUUUAAUUAGAACAAAAAAAGUUUAGCAUUUUUUAUGUGUUGUUAAUUUUUUUAUUAAUUAAGGAAUUUUGAUUAAUAAAAAUUCUUAUAUAUUUAUAUAUGACAGAUUGCGGACUGUAUGUGUGAGAAUAUUACUGAUUUUUAUUUAUGUGUAUGUGCAUAAAAAUAAAUAAAUUUAAAUUGUAAUACUAUAGGCAUGAAUUUGCAGUCUCGUUUGAUUGGAAUUCCAGCUCCUACAUUAUUAACUUUUUAAUUUAUAGACUGACAGUUAAUAUUAUUUUUACUUAUAUAAUUAAAGAUAUAUAACUAUUGUGCAAUGCUGUUCGUAUUAUAAUUAUUAACUAUUAUAAACAGUUUUUUAGAAAGAACAAGGUUGAUGGAUUCUAAGCAGUGAUAAGACAUGCUAAUCAUUUAUAUAUGGUCAUAAAUAUUCAUUACUCUUACAAAAAAUUAGGUGAUCAAACAAUCAAGGCUAUUACACUUUUAAAUCUUUUGGCUAGAUUUUUUUUUAUUUUUAUACAUGGCCACAGCAGGGAUAUCCUUUUAAGAUGAUUCUUUCAAAUAGUGACAACAUUGACAUUUUUCAAGGCUAUUAAAAAAUGUUCUUUGAAAAUAUAUAUAUAUAAUUAAUACUAUAGAAUA